This is a messenger RNA of Bipolaris victoriae FI3, 657 nucleotides long. RefSeq lists its product as hypothetical. The record is from RefSeq and is a predicted model, not a curated record. The coding region runs from base 1 to 657 and encodes 218 amino acids. The transcript has a single exon. Lineage: Eukaryota; Fungi; Ascomycota; Dothideomycetes; Pleosporales; Pleosporaceae.
AUGUCAGCGGAACAAGCCAUCCAAAUCCUCAGCAUAUCCACCGCCCUCAUCGCCUCAGGCGGUAUAUCCGCCUUCUCCCUCUUCUCCAUCCCCAUGCUAAAAUCCCAACCCGCAUCGCGCUCCCUCCCCAUGGUCCGCUGGCUCUUCUCACGCGGCUCCCACAUCUUCCCCACCGCCGGCAUCCUCUCCAGCACCAGCUUCCUCCUCCUAACCUACCUCUCCCUGCCUUCCUCCUCAACCUCCUCCCUGCAAACCCUCUUCAGCGCCGCAACCCACGGCCGACCAGCCUAUUUCCUCGCCGCAUCAGCACUCUGUAUUAGCAUUGCGCCAAUCACGAGUUUACUGAUGAUACCAACGAAUUUCACGUUAAUCAAGAUGAAUGAGGAACUAGGGGGAACGCGGAGUGAGAAGUCGGCGGAGUGGAGGAGGGAGAGAGGGGUAGAGGCGAGGAGUGCGGAUGAGUCGGUGGAGGGGGAGGAGGAUGUUAGUCAGUGGAAGGAUUUGAGUCCGCCGCAGGAGAAGACGGGGAGGGAGAGUAGUCAGAAGGAAGAUGAGGAGGUGAGGGCGCUGCUGGAGAAGUUUACGAGGUUGAAUGCGUUGAGGGCUGUGGCGAUUGGGGCGGGGGGUGUGGUUGGGUUAAUGGGGGUUACGGCGUAG